Mycena citricolor is the source of this 6545-nucleotide messenger RNA. The record is from the annotation of a GenBank genome assembly. Lineage: Eukaryota; Fungi; Basidiomycota; Agaricomycetes; Agaricales; Mycenaceae.
CUCAACUCGGCGGUCUACGGCCAGAAAUACAUUCUUCGAAGGAUUUCCGACAGUUCGCGACGUGUUUCGCACGUGCAAUUGCAUGUGGUCAAAUUGCAUGUGGUCGACAAGCUUAUGCCAGAGAGGAACUCGAAUCGGACGAGUCGGGUGGUUCCGAUCGGUUUCCCUUUCGAGCACCACCCCCCGUCCUCGCAUUCACGUUAAACCAUCUCUCUUCUGCAGAACAUACUGCUCGCCGCCCACAAUGGAUGCAGACUUGAAACAGUAUCGUCUUCCGACAAAUGUCAAGCCCCUGCACUACGACCUCACCGUCUGGACGGACUUGAAGGCCCUUAAAUUCGGUGGAUUCGUGAGCAUCGAGCUCGACGUACGGGCGGAUACCACGACAAUCGAGCUCAACACGAAUGACUUGCAGCUGGGAACCGCUUCCAUCUUCUCCGAUGAGAUUGGAUUGAACGAACCAUUGGUGGAACAAACGUUGGAUACAUCGCUGCAACGCGUCAAAUACACGCUGCCGAAAUCUUUGACCGCUGGAACGAAAGCCCACCUGAAGAUUCCGUUCGAUGCUUCGGCGCUUGGCAACAGUAUGACGGGGUACUACCGGUCCGCGUGGGAGGAAAGCGGGGAGACGAAAUACUACGCUCUCACUCAAUUCGAGGCAUACGCCCGGGCUGCGUUUCCUUGCUGGGAUGAACCCGCGCUGAAGGCGACAUUUGCGGUCACCAUGAUUUCGCACAAGGACACCGUCAACUUGAGCAAUAUGCCUGCGCUCUCGGAGCAGCCAUAUCAAGCUACGGGAGAACUGGCCGCGUCUCUGGCUCCCGAUUGCGAGUGGAAGAUCACCAAGUUUGAGACCACCCCGCUCAUGUCUACGUAUCUCGUCGCUUUCGCAAACGGCCCCUUCGUCUACUUGGAACAGAGCGCUGUUUCCCCGCUCAGCGGGAGAACGAUUCCCUUGCGCAUCUACAGUACUCCGGAUCUGAUUCACCAGGCUGCUUUUGGAUUGGACGUCGCGGCCAAGGUGUUGCCGAUUUACGAGCAAGUUUUCGAUAUCGAGUAUCCCCUUCCCAAAUUGGACUCGCUUGUUGCGUCUGAUUUCGAUGCCGGUGCAAUGGAGGCGCGACGUGUCAAUGCUCUUCUCCUUGACCCUGCAAAGGCAGAUCUUCGUGGCAAGAAGAACGUGGCUGUGACCCAGAGCCAUGAAGUAGCGCACCAGUGGUUUGGAAACAUCACGACGAUGAGCUGGCUUUGCAACUUUGAUGGGAGAGGUCAUCAUCCUCGACAAGUAAUGCAUACAUUUUCUCCAUGGAUUGUGUCUCAUGAUGUGUUCAGAUUGUUUCCAGAAUGGAAAGUCAAUUCGGCGUUCAUUUCCGACCAUUUGCAGGCUGCAUUGACCCUCGACGCAAAGCUUUCUUCUCAUCCAAUCGAGGUGGAGUGUCCAGAUGCCAACCACAUCAACCAGAUAUUCGAUUCGCUCUCCUACUCCAAAGCUGCAGCCGUGCUUCGCAUGUUGUCCGAUUAUGUUGGCGAAGAAAAGUUCCUCAAGGGCGUAUCACUGUACUUGAAGAAGCAUCUUUACGGCAACACUGUGACCAAGGAUCUGUUCGAAGGCAUCUCCACUGCAACAGGAAUCGACACUGUGCGACUGAUGGACAACUGGAUCAACAAGCAAGGAUUCCCGGUGCUUACCGUGACUGAGACCGACAAAGGGAUCCUGGUGCGCCAGGACCGUUUCAUCGAAACGGGCCAUGUGGAAGCCGAUCAAAACGAGACCAUCUGGAACAUUCCGCUGGGUAUCCUGACGGCGACUGCCGAAGGAACUGCUAGCGUGGACAAGACUGCUGUGCUCGAGGAGCGGGAAAAGUUCUUCGCCCUGAACACGAAAAGCGCGUUCAAACUGAAUGCAGGCACCUCGGGCGUUUAUCGUGUGCUGUACAGUCCGGAACGAUUUGCGGCAAUUGCAGCCGAGGCAGCCAAGGCAAACUCGGUGUUUUCCCUGGACGAUCGUAUGGGCCUAUUGUACGAUGUCACGGCCCUUUCCAAGGCAGGACUGGCAAAGAGCAGUGAUCCCCUUGCCGUCAUCGAGCAGUGGUCGAAUGAGCAAGAAUACCUUGUUUGGUCGACUAUCGCAGGAAAUCUGGGUCGUCUCGUCUCAGUUUUCUCUGGAAACCAGAAAAUCGUGGACACACUUCGGGCGUUUAAUCGUUCGCUGUUUGUACCGUUGGUCAAGAAGUUGGGCUAUGAGUAUCUUGAGGGAGAAGACCUGGAUGUCACUCAGAUGCGCACUUUGGCCAUCGGUGCCGCAAUGUCUGCUCGUGACCAGAGUGUCAUUGACGAGCUGAAGAGUCGUUUCUCUCACUACAUGGAGAGCGGCGAUGACUCGAAGAUUCCUGCCGAUCUGGAGGCUGCCAUUUAUCUGGCGGCUGCAAGACACGGCGGCCGCGCUGAAUACGACGCCCUCGUCAACAUACUGCACAAACCGAAGACACCCCAAAGCAAAAUCUCUGCUAUCUACGCUUUGUCCGGGACUUUGGAUCCGGAUCUGCUCAAGGAGACUUUCAGCCUUGUCUUGAAAUCCCGUGACCAGGAUCUGGUGUACUACUUCCGUGGUCUUCAGUCCAAUUCCCCUUCCCACACUCAAUCGAUUGUCUACCUCCUGCUGAAUGCAUUCCAGCUCAUGAAACGAUUUGAAGGAAACUUUACUAUCAAAUCGCUGGUUUCUGCCACCUUCUCUUCUCUGUCGACCGAAAAAGACUUGGCAGCGGCAGAAGAAUUCUUCAAGGACAAGGAUACGAGCAAGUACAGCAUGGCAAUCGCACAAUCGCUGGAAACCAUCCGCACACGCAUCCAGUACAUUGAGCGUUCUUCGGCCGACUUGACUGAAUGGCUGGACAAGUGGGAGAAACGAGCCAAGUUGUAAUGCGAGGCAUAAGAAAUGGGAUGCAUAGAAUGAAUAGUACAAUGAUGGCUCCAGAUCUAUAUAAUCACACUUAGGGAUCAUCCGGCCCUGGCUCGGGCUCCUCUGGAAUCUGUUCUCGGGCUAAUGAGCCACCAGGCCGGGAGGCACCAGCGGCGGCUUUGGACUCCUUUCUGCGCUUGGCCGACUCUUUCAGUUUUUCCCAUUUCUCCUGGUAGCGGGUUAUCAUGGCUUUCUGUGCCAUGUAUAAGCGAGCGAUGCAAGUCCAGCAGAAAAACAACAUCACCUGUUUGUCAUUCUCGGCGCGUACACCCCUCAGAUCAUCCCGAGCCGCUCGAAGCUCGUCCUCAAGCUCUUUGACACGUUUAGCAUAUUGCGCCUCACGUCCAGUCUUGGUCCCAGGGGUUUCGCGUAGAAUCGAGGCCAGAAGCUGUGGUCCGUUAACAGAAGUGCCCAAAGUCAUGGCUCGAUGGGCCUAUCGAAGGUUAAUGUAAGCAGACACUCGACGACACGUCACAGCACCUCUUUCGUAGCCAUGUAGAUUGAAUCCCUCAGAUGGGCAUCCUUCUUUUGAUAGGCUUGUUCCACGUUCUCCAGCCUCUUCUUCAGAACUUCGAUCUCGAGCGUAAGGGAGGCGUUCUCUUGCUUCAGUUCGAUCGCAGUGGGUUCAGCAGAGGAUGGUAUCAAGUAGAACGAUUCAGCUAGUUCGUCCCCUGUAAGAGUGAUUCGUUCAGCCGUGCGCCAAAGCAACAGUUGAAUCAAGAAGAGCACCUGCUUCGGAAUCCUCGUCUCCGUCAAGAUCCGACGACAAUGGCUUCAGGUUGCUCGAUGAUCGAUCCUGCUUCUUGAUGUCGCCGCUGAUUCCCAGUCGUCUCGCGAAUCGUGAGACGAUAGGCUCCUCCAGGUCGGUAUCACUACUCAAACUGCCUUCUCGCGGGAGAUGGGACGCCAAUUUCGUCCGCUUCGAACUUGAAGAGACCGAUUCGACAUGGCCCAACGGAGCAGUGGCGAACGCCACGGGCUGAGAGAGAUUGUCGAGCAUCCCUUGCAUGAUGUUCCAAAACUGGUUGAAAGGGUCUCCGGGAUCGGACUGAAGACUAUGCAUCAGCAACAAGACCGACGCCAUGAGUCGAAACUCGGUACACGUUGACCGCCCAGCAGCAUAAACGACUCAUCUACUCCUUGAGAGUCUGUCAUCGGACGUGGUAGAGGCGCGGAUGGUGCUGAUUCUGAUUGAGGAGAAUGCGAAGACUUUUCAGUCCGUCUUUCGGGCAUAGUCGAGGCACGGGGCGUGUUGGCAACUUUGUGUGGCAAGGACGGAUCUUUCCCUUCCGCUUUCAGCUGCUCGAUCCUCCUCUCCAGGUCUUUCCCUGCUCUCUGGUGGUCGUUAUACAGCAUCUUCAACGUUCUCUUGGUCUACACAAAGCAAUAUGAGAAAGACCCACGAGAGGACACGGCUACUAAACUGAUUCGUCGUGAUUACGUUCCAUGGCUUUCUCAUAAGCUUGAGCGGCCUUGGAAGGUACCUGAAUGGUUUACAACAGGAAAGGUCUCGCGUCGGUACCUUGAGAUGCUCUUCUGAAGCUGGAAUCAACUGGAAGGCCCUACUUAGCAGUAUCCCAGAAGCGAAUGCCGAAACGCACCAGGCCCUGUGCGAACAUAUCCUCCGCGUUUGCAGCAUGUUCAUGGGCCUAGAAAGAUGCCAAAUGAACUGAGAGCCCCAAUUUUAUUCCAGACAUACAGCAUUCAACAUCUAGGCUCGCGUUUCACAAAGAACUUGAAAACAGCGUACGUGAAUGUGGGGCAGAAGCAAGCAAUGACAGUCUGCCCGAAAAGGAAACAGGACCCCUUCAGUAAACCUUUCGUAUCCUUAGAAGAUUACACGAACGGAGCAUGAGUCUGAAACCUUCCGACGUGAGACAUGGAGCGGCAACAGCGGAGGCGGUCCAAAUUUCCGGCCCUGGUCUCACUUGUGUCCUAUAUAAGCUACGAGACCGAGACAUCCCCUAAUCACCACCAGUUACCCCAUUAUGCCACGCAUUGCGAACAUCUUCGAAGGAAAAGAGGCCCAGAGAACGAGAAUUGAGGCAGAGCUUGCUGAACGCAGUGAGCGCUUCCGCUCUUCGCCAACAAUAGUUAUCGGUAACGUAGUUGCCCUGAAUCCAACCUUUGAAGGGCCAAACCCAUUCAACACCUCGGAGAUGCUAAAUCCUGAGGACCACGGCGUGCUGAAGAUCACAGACGAAGAAGAGUAUUGGAAUGGUGUAGCGGACGAGAAUCAGAGAAGACGGAGAGCCAGAGCCAAAAGCGAGGCGUACAAAAAAUCGCCGUGGACGAACGAGCAAUUGAAACGAGGGACCCAAAGCCUGGAGGUCGCGCGCAGCCCCCGCUUUCCAACACCACCUCUUGACGUAGAAGUCAUAUUCGAGCCCGAGGAGGACCCAUUUCGCAAACAGCCGCUAGGAAAGACGGAGAUCGCCCCAAAUGCAUUUUUCAUGGACCCAGAAGAAGACAUGCGGGAACAAAAGCGGAGAUCCCGACGCAUAACCCAGACAGACUUCCCGACAGUGGAUUACUUGCACGUGGAUAUUCCAGACAGCAGACUUGUUUAAUAUCUCCCAGUCGUAAAUUGAAUAUGCAUGGUCCAGAUCCAUGUAGACUCAUGGCGGUGUUCGUAGACGUUCAAUCGUAACGCGUGACUCUAGAUGCUGCGAUCAACCCUCAGCCAAACAAGUCGACUGUCCUGCCGUUCUUUUAGUUCCUCGCAUCUCUGUCUUUCUGGUCACAAUAAGUGGUCGAAAAUCAAGGAUAAGAAAGGUGUCAAUGAUGGCAAGAAAAAUGUCGCGUACACGCGAGCUGCUCGCGAUAUCAUGAACGCUUGGGCGGAGGAUCGACCGACCCGGAUCGCAAUUCCGCUCUUGCUGCCAUCCUCCGACGCUUGAAAGACAUUCCCAAAGAUAAUAUCCAAAAUGCCUUGGAAAGAGCUCGUAAGAAGCGAGACCAGAGCGGAGACGACAUCGUAUACGAAGCAAUGGCUUUCAAUUCGGUCGGUCUAAUAAUAGAGUGCACAACAGAGAACCCUACACGAACUUUCGCAGACGUGCGCAAAUUGCUCAACGACCAUGGCGCUCGAAUGGCUCCAGUUCGGUUCUUAUUCGAUCGCAAAGGUGUCGUGAAGGUGCUCUUCAAUCCGGGUACUGAGGAUCCUGAUUUGGCCCUCAUCAACUUGGUGGAAUUGGCUGCUGAGAACGGGGCAGAAGAUGCCUCAGAUGCCCUUGACUUGGGAACAUUACACGAAGAGACAGAGAUUGAGUUUUCAUGUCGUUCGCAUCUGCUCGCAGAACUGACAUCUGCACUGUCGGCUCCCGGGGUUUGUCAAGCCGUUGUCGGUAGUGAGAUUGUUUUUGCGCCGGUAGAUACAGCCGGCACGCCGGGCGAGGACGACCCGGACCUUGGGAGUAAAGUCGCAGAGUUGAUUCGUCAGAUUGAAGAAAACGACGACACCAAACGGGUCUGGUCGUCCUUCGUAGCGUAGCAAUCUUCGGUAGACAACUAAGUGUAGUGGAAUAGGACAUGUUCAUUCGUCUUCAUAGAACUUCUUCCGAGCCUCGUCAGCCUUGAGUUUCCU